AUGUUGAAACAUACGCAGCGGCCGCCAGCGGCGAACGAUGCCGACCAUCGCUACCAGAACAUGCCGCGGCGGCCGCACCACCACCUGCCCCUCAACGUGUCAACCCUGGACUCUUCGAAGCACUCCGUCGGGGGCACCUCGGCGAGCGUCAGCCCUGGUGCACAGCCGGCGACGACUGCGGCUCCAGUGUCAGUGGUUGCCCCCAUACCGGUUGCGUCUCCCCCGAAGCUCGCGAAUGGCAAUGCGACUGGCAUCCCGCCGCCUCGGCCGUCGACCGUCAGGAACCGGAGCACGAGAGCGGCCACUGAGGAGGCCUUGACAUCCCUAGCCUUGUUGUGCCUCGUCAGCCUGCUGCUGGCGCUGCUGGCACUCUUGUUUUUGCUGAAGAUAUCCGCGCCGGCAACUAGUGCUCCCGAGGAGUUUGCAGUGGUGUACGAAGUGACACUUGCGUUGUGUGCGUUGACGCUUUCAUUGAAUCUUUGCUGUUUGCUCGUGUGUGCAAUACAGUUCCUCUUUGCUGUGAAAUUGGUGCACUCACCUUCAGCUCCUAAUGGACGAUAUAUAACCUUCUUUAAACUUCGACAAAGUCUAAAAAAUAAAAAACGGGAUUCCAAGGGCCGUUUGGGUCCUUGGGCAAGGCCGAUUGAGCAAUUAUUUCCGGUCAUCUACGAACUACGUUUUUUUCGACUUUCUGUGGCGAGUCCUCAUCUCGGCGAGUUCUUGGUGAGUAAACUUCAUAACAUGAAUGAGCCCCCUGACGAUCCUGGUGGUGGAUUAACGCCACUGGAGGUCCCUGAGGCCUCCAAUUUUAUUACAUAUCCUCCAAACUGUCCCCCUAGAGAAGAGUCAGAUGGCUCAUUUUUUGACACAGAUGCUUCUGAAAAUACAAAUACUUCCACACUUAAACGUAAACGAGUUUCAGUUAGGAAAAUAUGUAAGCAAUGUAAUAAGAAAAAGCGAAAGCACAGGAAAGUAGAUGGUCCUGUACCUUCGAAUGAAUGUCAGUGUAUUUUUGAUGAUGAAAUGGCUGUGCCUACACAAAGUUUGGGGAAUAACUUCACCCCUCCAGCUCCACUUCACAGCAGCACCCCACUGUUGAAUGAGUCGAAUGUAUCUCAACGUGUCCAGCCUCCACCAACUGAACAGCCUAGUGCCCCGGUUGCUAGGCCUCGAUCAAACAAAUACCUGCAGAAAUCUGCCAUCACGAGAGUCUGCGCCGUCGGGGGUUUCUUUAUAUCCAUACCGGUAUUCUUAACAGGCAUAAUACUCUACACCUUUAUACAAUUCCAUUCAACUCCGGCCAUAGUGACGUCAGUGUUCAUUGGCGUUGGCAUCAUCUUCUGUGGCUGUGCGAUGGUCCACAACGUGUUCGUAUGGCAGAAGGAAAAAACGAACCUCGUUAAGGCCUUCCGGACUCAAGAACUCAACACUACAACAAACACACAGAAUCUAAAUGCGUCCAAUGGAGUAAUAAUUGGCAAUGGACACUUGAACAAUACUGGAAUGGGGAACUUAAGCUUUCACAGUAUGACGGCCGGUGGUGCGUACACGCAUCCGAUCACGCUGUUGCAACAAGGAGGUCCUUAUAUUAUAAGGCCUCCAACAAGCACGCCUCCAGGCGAAGGAGCUGCUACUCCUGGCGUUCCAGCUGCUACCAUCGACUUGAGUCAUGACACGCACGAACUCAGCACUCUUGUAUGA
Spodoptera exigua (beet armyworm) is the source of this 1701-nucleotide messenger RNA. The record is from the annotation of a GenBank genome assembly. NCBI's taxonomy places the organism in Eukaryota, Metazoa, Arthropoda, Insecta, Lepidoptera, Noctuidae.